This is a messenger RNA of Penaeus vannamei (Pacific white shrimp), 564 nucleotides long. Its product is annotated as mitogen-activated protein kinase kinase kinase 7-like. The record is from RefSeq and is a predicted model, not a curated record. Gene Ontology annotation, cellular component: cytoplasm. Lineage: Eukaryota; Metazoa; Arthropoda; Malacostraca; Decapoda; Penaeidae. Gene Ontology annotation, molecular function: ATP binding; protein kinase activity. Gene Ontology annotation, biological process: signal transduction; protein phosphorylation.
AUGGAGAUACUGAAGGGGCUGCAGGGCGCGGGGGGAGCGCCCGUGCCCCUGGCGUACAGCGAGGAGCCCUCGCGCCUCCUCAUGUCGUACCUGGGCAAGGAGACCCUGGCCGACGUCUUGAGUGCGCGGCGCAGUCCCAAGCAGCUCCUCCAGCUGAGCCUGAAGCUGGCGGAGGCCGUGGCGGCCGUGCACGCCGCCGGGAUCGUCCACUGCGACCUCAAGCCCACCAACGUGAUGGUGCAGCUGCGCGGCGCAGCGGGAGCGCCGUCGGUGCACGUGAUCGACUUCGGUCUGGCACUGGCGGUGGGCCAGUGCCACCCCGCGAGCGGCAAGGGGCGGCACUCGUGGUACUGCGCGUGCGUGCACCAAGGCACGCCGGUGACGGAGAAGUGCGACGUGGUGGGCGUGGGCGUCAUGCUGGGGUUCGUGGCGGAGAGCAUGCUGAAGGCGGCGCCGGCGGCCCUGCAGGCGCUGGCGGAGCGAGCGCAGCGCCCCGAGCACGAGCAGCGCCCCACGGUCCAGGAGAUCGCCGAGGCGCUGCAGGAGAUGCUGCGCCUCUGCUAG